Molecule: messenger RNA, 708 nt
Organism: Brugia malayi
Lineage: Eukaryota; Metazoa; Nematoda; Chromadorea; Rhabditida; Onchocercidae
Exons: 5
Coding region: 1-708 (235 amino acids)
Source: RefSeq, a predicted model, not a curated record
AUGGAAAGAGCAGACGAAGCAGAUGCAAUGCAAAAAUCAAAAAUUGAUUUUGAUGAAUUGAUAAGUGAUAUCAGUGAUAGUGAAACAGCUGAAACAAAUACAUCCGAUGAGCAACAAAGUGAUAAAGAAAGUUUCAGGCAAAUUAAUAUAAAAAUGGGUGAACGUUUAACAGAUGAUAUAAUUGAUGCAUAUUGUGAUAAAUUACAGGAAAGUGUUAAUAAAGAAGUUGAUGGAAUGCUUGCAAUGCAAUAUAUUUUAUUAGAGCCAAAUUCAAUAAAAAAUUUGAUAAAAGGUGAUAAAAAUAUCUGUCAAGUGAUCUAUGAUCAUUGCCGUGUGCAUUAUUUGGUGUUAUUCCGCAAUAAGCACAAUCCUAAACGCAUCAUUAUUUAUGAUCCCAUUGUACCGCGGCGAAAUUCCGUUCUUGAAACGUUUAAUAAUAGUGUUCGUAAGCAAAUUUUUGCAAUGUUUGGUCAUUUAUAUGAAGAUGAUGAAAUGGUUGAAAUUGCAAUUGAAACAGGUUUAAGAACACAAAAUGAUUCUUGGUCUUGUGGCUUACGAGCAGUUGCAUUCAUUACACAUUUAUUACUUGGCAUUAAUCCGGCUAAUUAUGAAUAUGAUUUGGAAAAAGUUGGAAAAUUCAUUAUGCAAAUUAUUAAAAUUGAUAGGCCUAGUCGUAAAGUAAUUGUUAAUGGACAAUUUGGCCAGUAA